Messenger RNA from Anguilla rostrata (American eel), 9689 nucleotides. Its product is annotated as hemicentin-2-like. The coding region runs from base 4993 to 9105 and encodes 1370 amino acids. The transcript has 16 exons. NCBI's taxonomy places the organism in Eukaryota, Metazoa, Chordata, Actinopteri, Anguilliformes, Anguillidae. The record is from RefSeq and is a predicted model, not a curated record.
AAUGCUUUGAAUGCCUCUCCAAUACCCCGGCCUCUUUAGUAUGGCUGUGCUUUCCUGGUGAUAUUGCAUUUUUGUAUUCUUGAGAGAAUCAAUGAUGUUGCUCUGAACAAACUUGGCCACUAAAUGAUUGUAAUGUAAUGUAAUGUAAAGUAACAUAAUGUAAUGUAAUGUAAUACUAUUCAAUAUCAUAUAAUGUUAUGCAAUGCAAUGUAAUGUAAUGUAAUAUAAUGUAAUGUUAUGCAAUGCAACGUAAUGUAAUGUAAUAUAAUGUAAUGCUAUCCAAUUCAACGUAAUGCCAUGUAAUGUAAUGUAACAUAAGGUAAUGCAAUGUAAUGUCGCUCCCCAGGUGACAGGUGUGAGGAUCCCCAGGAGUUGGUGUACUGCCAGGUGCAAGUGGUCAAGAAAAAGGAACGCCCAAAAAAGCAGGAGCAGGACCCGCAGGUGGCCUACGGUGAGGUGAAAGUGUCCGGCAAGUCUAAGGCCGCCAGACGCACACCCAACGAGCAGGCAGACACGAUAUACUCCGGCAUCCGCACGUAGGUCCGGCCAAUCACAGAGCGGCCUUACCCUGCCUGCACAAGCCUUUCGCCGAAGUUAGGCCGAGUAAUCAGAUUUCAAAAAUCCCAGGGAUUUUCAACAGGAAGUGCAGCAUUUCAGAGGAAAGACAUUUUUAGUAUUGAAUCUGCACAUCUCACAGUUUUUUCUUAGUUUGAGGAACUGUCAUUUUCCCCUCAGUCAGCUGUAUGGGAAGAUUAGUGUUAUGCAAAAUAGAUAUUGUCUGUUAGUACCAGUUUUUCCCAUAUAAAAGUGGAAGGCUGAGAUCCACAGACAUUUGUAACAUUAAUAAGUUAUAAUCGUGUUCCAUUGAUUUAUAUGAUUUUCUAAUUAGAAACAAAAAGCAUACACGGGAAAAGUUGAUGACUAUAUGUGUUUACCCCAUAGUACCUUGUAAAAUACUCCAAACAUAACAAUCAUUUAUAGUAUAAGACUGAGUUUGAAAAGCACAAGGUGUGGGCGCAAGGAAUUGCGUGUUAUGCAUUCAAACUACAACGCGCUUCUCGUCACAUUAAUACCGCUAAUUAAAUCAACCGGCAGUAAACUGUGUCGGAGAAAUUAGCUGUUUCAACUCGUCGCUACACGAAACACUGCACAAAAAAUUUAUUGCCAGUCAUUUCGGUGUCACCUCCCUCUGAUGGUGUCACCCUGUGCGGUCCGCACCCCCUGCACGCCUCUGAGCACAAGUACGUUUUGUAUGUAUUUGCCUUUAGCGCAAACUUUUUUUGUUAUUUAUUUGGACAGAACAAAUUAAAUACUGAGGAACUCGUAGGUUGCAUUUAAAUUUUUGAUCUAUUUCUCUAUAACAUUCUUCUUUUGCAUGUAUCUUAUUACAUUUUCAAUCAAAUGUUUACCCCAGAUAAGCAUAAGCAUGCUGUUAUUGCUAAAAUCUGUUUCAAAUAUAUAUAUAAUUAGCCGUUCCGGGAUGAUCCAUGCGUGUGGAGUAAAGAUUCACUUUGUAGUGAAAGGGCGACAAGGCGAAGCAGGGAAUUUGUGAAGAUUCCUAGAAUAAGGCUGUUUAAGGAAUGAAAGACCUUCUUUUAAGUGGCUAAAGCAGAACUGCAGAAGAGAAGCAGAAAUAUCGACGCAGCCUGAAUUGUGCAAAAACUCCGUUUCCAACCUCAAGCGCGGACACCCACCGCAUGCAUAGUGGCCGCGAGCGCACGACGCGCGUACUACGCGCGUAAGACACGGAAGCGCAAAACAGGGAAGUGGUUUUAUAAAACUGGCAGGCUGAUACAAGUGUUAAAAGAGCUGCAUUUAGUUCGCCGGGGGUGGGGGAUUGUGGUUUGGCUGAACGCUUUGGGCUGAGUUGCACAGAAGACCAUCUGCUGAAGACCAUCUAAAAUUGGAGAAACGGAUACAAAAAUCUUUACUGCUGAUUUUUAAAAUUAAUUUUUUAUUUUUUAUUUUUUACAUUUUUUUGGCCUGUUGGUGGCGGGGAAGAAAAAUCAAGGUUUUGUUUAUUAGCACCACAACUUUCUACAAUAUAAAGGACCUCAGCCUAGUCUGCUACGGUACGCAAAUAAAUGCCGUUUGUGAGGUGGGUUCCGGUCUGGCGCUCCUGCAUCGAAGUCUUCCAUUUAAACGCCUCUCAGAUUCUGGUCAAGUCAAGUCAACACUUCGGGCUGAAGUGCACAGAAUUAACUUUAUGAGCUGGAAGAAGACAGCCAUCGCUGCAAAGCUGCUAAAGACCAUCUAAAAAUUGGAGAAAUUGAAAAAUUAUUAUUAUUAUUAUUAUUUUAAUUAUUUAUUUAAUUUAAUUUUUUAUUUUUUUUUAUUUCAGACAGAGGUGCUGCCCACCAGACUUCGAGUUGCGUAGUGCUGUUUUACAUGAAUUGCUUUGAUGAUUUUUUAAAUUUUAAAUAUAAAACUUACUUUUUUUUUCUUGGGCGGUAACUCCUUACCUUUGGAAUGACUGAAAGGAAUAAUUGCGCUAAUGUUGAAACCCUACUAUAGAUAUAACCCUCUGCUAUCAGAACCCUGGUUUUAUAGUCUGAUUCGGUGAUUAGAGAUUAUUCGUUAUCACUCUGGUGCAGUUGAAUAAACGAGACAUGGAUGGAUUCACAGUAAAAAGUCCAGUGUUAAUUCAACUCUAACAGUUUUUUUUGAGUCCACUCUGGCCAUACACUGUAAACUCUGUAAGUCUGAUUUAGCAUUUCACUGCGGAAGAGUCAUCGGUUUGAACAACAGAAGAGACAAUGACAUUUAAGGCUGUUCUUGGGUGAUUGUAUUCAGAACUUGGUUUGUUAUACACUGAUUGAUAUAAUUCACUAUAAUGCGCCAAAGUAGAUUUGACACACGCUCAAUUCCAAUCCAUAAACAGAAGUAAAAGAUGGGUUAGCCAGAAUACUGAUACUAAUGAAUGCAUGUUCUGUAAUGGAUUCAACUUUCAUUUAUAUAUCACCACCCCCCCCACCCCACCCCCCAAAAACACUUGCUGAUUAGAACAACCGGCUAAACAUUCUACUAACUAUCCUUCCCUUUUACAUUGGAGUUGCUUGGGCGCAGAUAUUAAUUUUGAAAAUGAGAAAAUUUUCAAACAGAACUCUUUUCAGGUGCUUUUUUGACUUUCAACUUUUAUUACAGAACGUUCAGAGUGUUUUCUUUACAACACGACUGUAUUUAUUUUAUGUUUCAUUUGAAAAAAUAACCAUUUAGAAUAUUUCAGUGUCCUGUGUGACUGAGUGAGUAUUUUUUCUUUUUUUAAAAAAGUAAAACUGUCGAAUUUGAUUCUGUUAUUGGUAAACAUUCGUGUAAGUUAAUUUGAAUGAUUAAAAAUGCUGAAUAAAAAAUUGUCAGAUAAUUGUCAGCAGCCAUGAGUCUUUCAUUCAUCAAUGUACAACUACAAAUAAUUUCAUUAUAAUAUUACUGGCAUUUUGCAGACACUCUUAUCCAGACUGACUUAUGCAGCUUACAUUGUUUUUACAUGCAACUCGCUGGGGUGUGCAGAGGCAAUGUUUUAGUGAGGGGGCGGGGCCUAUGCACCGCAUGCCAAUGAUUCCGGAACACAGAGCCCUGUUUCUGUCCCGCGCAUCAUUUUUUAAAAUGGCUGUAACAAUUGUAAGAUGCUAUUCUACCAUGCAACCACUAGGGGGCAAUAUAAAACUGGCCACGUCAGUUUACAGAAGACUAAUACCUCAGUUAUAUGAGUAAGAGAACCCUGGCUCAUGAAUAAUAUUUGGGGUGGGAAUAAACAUGGUGUGCCAGAGAACCUCACAAAUAGUAGAAGUAUAACAUUUGUUUUAUUUACUAUACAAAGUUUUAGUCAAAAACAUAAAUCAUGAGUUAUAAACAAGACAAAAUGAAAGGCGACCAGUGCCACCAGUAACCUAAAUCAUGCAAAAAGUAUGAGUGUUCCACUUCUAUCACAUAUGUUAGGCAAUGACAAUACAUUUUAAAUUCAACAUUCAUCAAUCUACUUAGUUACCUUAACAGUCACUUAACCUGGGAACCUAAUCUAAUAUAACCUAAUCUAUAAUAGGUAGUGUAGCAAUGUCAAGAGGUAAAUUAGAAUAUACAAAAACAUAGAAAAUAUACACUUGUUAAAAUGCACGCAACAUGACAUAGGAUAUAGAUUGUUACAUUACCACAAUCAACAUCACAAAAUGGAUAACAGGAGGAGGCCAAAAAGCAGAACAUGGCCUUCGAACCCCUUGAAGCCUUCUAAGCCACAUAUAAAUCCACCCAAGGACUAAUGAAAAAAGGAUGAAAUACGUUGUCACUGUGACAGUAGGAAAAUUUCAAUGCCCCCUCCCCCCCCCCCAAUACUGUAUGUACAGAGAGAUAAAAAAACUCAUCACCUUCUCAUCACACAAGCCCACACACACGCUCUCUCUCUCUCACACACACCCAAACACAUACACACACAUGCGCACACACACACACACAAGCACACAUACACACACACACACACACACACACACACAAGCACACAUACACAUGCUCACACAAACACAUACACAUACACACAUGCACACAUAUCCAGUUUGCAACAGCUCAUGCUGCUGUGCCAAUACUUCAAGCAAAGUGCAUUUACUGCAUUCAGACCUUUUCAUGAUAUGAAUAUGAUAGCCUCAUAUACAGUCACAUUUCACAGUGUUGAUGACACAUUGCGCAAAGAUGCCCUCUUUGAAUUUGGCUUGUUGGAUGUGAGAUCUACUGUAUAUAAUAGAGAAGUAGUUUCAGAAGUUCUAUUGUUUUUCAUCUGAAGAUCUUCCUCGUUUCUCAAUAAAGAAAUGUGGUCAGGGCUACACAACACCCUCUAGUGUGAGUCUGACACUCUUGGCUGAAAUACAGCUCCCUCAGUCCCUCAGAGUUUAUCGGAGACGAAAUCGAGACCAUUUUUCGUGUUUGGCGAAGAGGCUGCUUGAGUAACGGUGGUGUGUGUGUCAGUCCCGUGUCUGUCCCUUGCUUCAGCGACUCCUGUCCUGUGCGAUGAAGAGGAUGCUGCCUGCUCUUCUCAAACUCCUGCUGGUUUUAGCCGCAGUGUCACACGGCACAGCAACCUUCUGCGACAUCACAGAGAAUAAAGCAUCAGUCCAAUGUUACGGAGCUCUGGGGCAAUCAGUCUCUAUAUAUCCAUUAAACACCAGUUUUGAUAUUGUUGAAUUAAAAGUCGUUUUCCAAGGUAAAGAGUUUUUGCAAUACAAAGAGAAAAUCAAACCUUCCGAUGGAACCUGUCAAGACCGCUGUCAGCUCAUGAAAAAUGGGACCUUAAGACUGGACCGUGUGAUGAAAAGUGAUUCUGGGAUAUAUACCAUUAACGAAUUUGAUAAAGAUGGGACACACAAGCGAAAGAGAAUCAUAUCUCUGACCAUUCAAGACCCGGUGUCCCCUCCUGCACUGUCCCAGCUUUGUCUGCCCCAUGGAGAAAUUAGGGCAUCCUGCAACAGCACCGGGGACCCCCAGUACAGCUGGACUCUGGAUGACCGUCCCCUGGAUGGGAGAGUGGCAUUUCUCAGUGAUGAGACUCAGACUGUCAUACUGAGGAGGAGCGUGUCUGCAUCCAUCACCUGUACAGCCAGUAACCGUGUCAGCAGCGAACACACCACCCAGGAACUACUCAAGUGUCCAGGCACAGCAACCUCAUGCGACAUCACAGAGGAUAAAGCAUCAGUCCAAUGUUACGGAGCUCUGGGGCAAUCAGUCUCUAUAUAUCCAUUAAACACCAGUUUUAAAAUUGAUAUGUUAGAAGUCUUUUUCCAAGGAAAAGAGUUUUUCCGAUACAAAGAGAAAACCAAAACUUCUGGUGGAACCUGUCAAAACCGCUGUCAGCUCAUGAAAAAUGGGACAUUACGGCUGGACCAUGUGAUGAAAAGUGAUUUGGGGAUAUAUACCAUUAAAACAUUUGAUGACACGGGGAAAAUCAAGCUGAGAAGAAACAUAUCUCUGACCAUUCAAGACCCGGUGUCCCCUCCUGCACUGUCCCAGCUUUGUCUGUCCCAUGGAGAAAUUAGGGCAUCCUGCAACAGCACCGGGGGGGACCCCCAGUACAGCUGGACUCUGAAUAACAGUCCCCUGGAUGGGGGGGUGGCGUUCCUCAGCAAUGAGACUCAUACUGUCAUACUGAGGAGGAACGUAUCUGGAUCCAUCACCUGUACAGCCAGUAACCGUGUCAGCAGCGAAAACACCACCCAGGAACUACUCAAGUGUCCAGACCCGGUGUCCCCUCCUGCACUGUCCCAGCUUUGUCUGUCCCAUGGAGAAAUUAGGGCAUCCUGCAACAGCACCGGGGAGGACCCCCAGUACAGCUGGACUCUGAAUAACAGUCCCCUGGAUGGGAGAGUGGCAUUUCCCAGUGAUGAGACUCAGACUGUCAUACUGAGGAGGAACGCGUCUGGAUCCAUCACCUGUACAGCCAGUAACCGUGUCAGCAGCGAACACACCACCCAGGAACUACUCAAGUGUCCAGACCCAGUGUCCCCUCCUGCACUGUCCCAGCUCUGUCUGUCCCAUGGAGAAAUUAGGGCAUCCUGCAACAGCACCGGGGAGGACCCUCAGUACAGCUGGACUCUGAAUAACAGUCCCCUGGAUGGGAGAGUGGCGUUCCUCAGCAAUGAGACUCAUACUGUCAUUCUGAGGAGGAACGUGUCUGGAUCCAUUACCUGUACAGCCAGUAACCGUGUCAGCAGUGAAAACACCACCCAGGAACUACACAAGUGUCCAGGCACAGAAACCUUCUGCGACAUCACAGAGACUAAAGCAUUAGUCCAAUGUUACGGAGCUCUGGGCCGAUCAGUCUUUAUACAUCCAUUAAACACCAGUUUUGAAAUUGAUGAAUCAGAAGUCUUUUUCCAAGGAAAAGAGUUUUUCAGAUACAAAGCCAACAGACCACCUUAUAAUAGAACCUGUCAAAACCGUUGUCAACUCAUGAAAAAUGGGACAUUACGGCUGGACCGUGUAAUGAAAAGUGAUUCUGGGAUAUAUACCAUUAAAACAUUUGAUGGAAAUGGGACACACAAGCUGAAUAGAAACAUAUCUCUGACCAUUCAAGACCCGGUGUCCCCUCCUGCACUGUCCCAGCUUUGUCUGUCCCAUGGAGAAAUUAGGGCAUCCUGCUCCAGCACCGGGGACGAACCCCAGUACAGCUGGACUCUGGAUGACCGUCCCCUGGAUGGGAGAGUGGCAUUCCUCAGCAAUGAGACUCAUACUGUCAUACUGAGGAGGGACGUGUCUGGAUCCAUCACCUGUACAGCCAGUAACCGUGUCAGCAGCGAACACACCACCCAGGAACUACUCAAGUGUCCAGGCACAGCAACCUUCUGCGACAUCACAGAGACUAAAGCAUCACUCCAAUGUUAUGGAGCUCUGGGGCAAUCAGUCUCUAUACAUCCAUUAAACACCAGUUUUAAAAUUGAAGAAUUACAAGUCUUUUUCCAAGAUAAAGAGUUUUUCCGAUACAAAGAGAAAACCAAAACUUCUGGUGGAACCUGUCAAAACCGCUGUCAGCUCAUGAAAAAUGGGACAUUACGGCUGGACCAUGUGAUGAAAAGUGAUUUGGGGAUAUAUACCAUUAAAACAUUUGAUGACACAGGGAAAAUCAAGCUGAGAAGAAACAUAUCUCUGACUAUUCAAGACCCGGUGUCCCCUCCUGCACUGUCCCAGCUUUGUCUGUCCCAUGGAGAAAUUAGGGCAUCCUGCAGCAGCACCGGGGAGGACCCCCAGUACAGCUGGACUCUGGAUGACCGUCCCCUGGAUGGGGGGGUGGCGUUCCUCAGCAAUGAGACUCAGACUCUCAUACUGAGGGGGAACUUGUCUGGAUCCAUCACCUGUACAGCCAGUAACCGUGUCAGCAGCGAACGCACCACCCAGGAACUACACAAGUGUCCAGGCACAGCAACCUUAUGCAACAUCACAGAGAAUAAAGCAUUAGUCCAAUGUUACGGAGCUCUGGGACGAUCAGUCUUUAUACAUCCAUUAAACACCAGUUUUGUAGUCUUUUUCCAAGAUAAAGAGUUUUUCCGAUACAAAGAGAAAAUCAAACCUUCUGGUGGAACCUGUCAAAACCGCUGUCAGCUCAUGAAAAAUGGAACAUUACGGCUGUACUUUGCAAUGAAAAGUGAUUCUGGGAUAUAUACCAUUGAAGCAUUUGAUGACAUGGGGAUAAGCAAGCUGAAAAGAAACAUAUCUCUGAGCAUUCAAGACCCGGUGUCCCCUCCUGCACUGUCCCAGCUUUGUCUGCCCCAUGGAGAAAUUAGGGCAUCCUGCACCAGCACCGGGGAGGACCCCCAAUACAGGUGGACCCUGGAUAACAGUCCCCUGGAUGGGAGAGUGGCAUUUCUCAGUGAUGAGAAUCGUACCAUCAUACUGGGGAGGAACACGUCUGGAUCCAUCACCUGUACAGCCAGUAACCGUGUCAGCAGGGAACACACCACCCAGGAACUACUCAAGUGUCCAGGCACAACAACCUUCUGCGACAUCACAGAGAAUAAAACAUUAGUCCAAUGUUCCGUAGCUCUGGGACAAUCAGUCUCUAUAUAUCCAUUAAACACCAGUUUUAAAAUUGAUGAAUUAGUAGUCUCUUUCCAAGGUAAAGAGUUUUUCCGAUAUAAAGAGAAAGCCAAAACUUCUGGUGGAACCUGUCAAAACCGCUGUCAGCUCAUGAAAAAUGGGACGUUACGGCUGGACCGUGUGAUGAAAAGUGAUUCUGGGAACUAUACCAUUCAGGCAUUUGAUGACAACGGGAUAACCAAGCUGAAAAUAACCAUAUCUCUGACCAUUCAAGGAAUCGAAAAGGACGUAGUGCUUUUUGUGGUGCUCGGAGUUUGCUUGUUACUUAUGGUACUGCUAUUGGGGACAUACUGCCUCUACAAGAAGAAGCAAAAACAAGCAGCGACAAGUCAGAGAAGUUUGGUUGACAGGUGUGAGGAUCCCCAGGAGUUGGUGUACUGCCAGGUGCAAGUGGUCAAGAAAAAGGAACGCCCAAAAAAGCAGGAGCAGGACCCGCAGGUGGUCUACGGUGAGGUGAAAGUGUCUGGCGACUCUAAGGCCGUCAGACGCACACCCAAUGAGCAGGCAGACACGAUAUACUCCGGCAUCCGCACGUAGGUCCGGCCAAUCACAGAGCGGCCUUACCCUGCCUGCACAAGCCUUUCGCCGAAGUUAGGCCGAGUAAUCAGACGUCAAAAUUCACAGGGAUUUUCAACAGGAAGAGCAGCAUUUCAGAGGAAAGACAUUUUGAGGAACCGCCAUUUUUUCCACAGUCUGCUGCGUUGGAUGGUUUGUGUUGUGCAACAUAGAGACCAGUCUGUUACCCAAUUCUUUUCUGUAGUCACAGUAUGGCCACAUAAAAGAGGAACCCUAAGGUCCAUGUGCAUUUUUAAUAUUAAUAAAACAUGCAUUGAUUUAUAUUAUUCUCUAAUUAUAAAUGAAACAUACACAUGGAAAGUUACUGUUGGCUAUGUUUUUACCCCUUUGUUGCUUGUAAAGUACUCCAGAAAUAAUAAUUUAUAGACUGAGUUUGAGCACAGUACAUUUUGUAUGCAUUCUCCUCUUUUUUUUUACAAAUGCUUUGUAACUUAUUUGGAUGGCACAAACAAAAACAGAGAGACUGGUUGAUUGCAUUUGUAUUUUUCUAUUAAUAAUUGUAUUUCAUAUCUCAUUUAUUUUGAAUUAAAAGUAUAAUGUCUUAA